Messenger RNA from Magnolia sinica, 4482 nucleotides. RefSeq names its product probable leucine-rich repeat receptor-like protein kinase At1g35710. Bases 100 to 4272 code for a protein of 1390 amino acids. The record is from RefSeq and is a predicted model, not a curated record. Lineage: Eukaryota; Viridiplantae; Streptophyta; Magnoliopsida; Magnoliales; Magnoliaceae. Gene Ontology annotation, biological process: protein phosphorylation; hormone-mediated signaling pathway. Gene Ontology annotation, molecular function: ATP binding; protein binding; protein kinase activity. The transcript is spliced from 2 exons. Gene Ontology annotation, cellular component: plasma membrane.
AGAGUAACAUGAGCUGUGCUUGACCUGAGUACCAACAACCUUCUACCUAUAAAUACCCACCCAUUGUAAGUUCGUAACAUACCAUAAGCAACAGCAGCCAUGGCUAUACAGAAAUCUCUCCCACUUGCUUUUCUACUCAUUUUGCUAGCCUUUCUUUUGUCGCAUGCAACAUCAUUUGCAACAGCAGCACCAACUCCUGCACUCUCGGAAGCAGAGGCUCUCAUGAAAUGGAAAGCCAGUCUCUCUCCAGCACAAGCUCUCCAUUCAUGGUCGCUUCCUGCUACUAAUGCUACCACCAACUCAAUAUCUCCAUGCAAAUGGUUUGGGAUCUCAUGCAACGACCCUGGAAACAUAACAGCGAUAAGCUUAUCGAGUGUGGGCUUGCAAGGUAAGCUUGAUAACUUGAACUUCCCGUCAUUUCCAAACCUCCUCCGUCUCAAUCUCAGUGGCAACAACCUCACUGGAACCAUCCCAGACCAUAUUGGCACUCUUUCCAGACUCAUCUCCCUUCAGUUCCAGAACAAUCGACUCACUGGGAAAAUUCCAUCUCAAAUUGGACUGCUUAAACAUCUCCAGAUCCUACGCCUGUGGGGAAAUAAAAUCAGCGGUUCAAUGCCUCUUCAAAUAGGGAAUCUGCAUAAUCUGACUCAGUUAAAUUUACACUCAAACCACCUCAAUGGGCUAAUCCCUCCAACUAUAGGUAACUUGACAAAGCUGAAAAUCCUCUACCUCUUUAAUAACCAAGUUUCUGGUUCAAUUCCACCAGAAAUAGGGAAUCUGGUUAAUCUCAUGGAGCUUAGCAUGUCUUUUAACCUUCUGACAGGUUCUAUCCCUUCCACUUUAGGGAAAUUGACAAAGCUCACAAUUUUGUAUUUACACACAAACCAGAUUUCAAGCACAAUUCCUGCAGAGUUAGGGAAUCUCAAGAACUUGGUUGACCUACAAUUGAACCGAAACAAUCUGACUGGUUCGAUCCCUCCAUCUUUAGGUAACUUGAAAAAGCUGAAAAUCCUCUACCUCUAUGACAACCAAGUUUCUGGUUCAAUUCCACCAGAAAUAGGGAAUCUGGUUAAUCUUAAUGAGCUUGACAUGUCCAGUAACCUUCUAACAGGUUCUAUCCCUUCCACUUUAGGAAACUUGGCAAAACUGACACUCCUCCAGCUCUUUGACAAUCAAAUUUCUGGUUCUAUUCCUCCACAAGCAGGGAAUCUGGUUAAUCUCAAAAAGCUUGAUUUGUCCAUUAACCUUCUAACAGCUUCUAUCCCUACCACUUUAGGAAAUCUGACAAAGCUUUCCAUCUUGUACCUGGACCAAAAUCGAAUCUCUGGCUCCAUUCCUUCACAAAUUGGGAAUCUACAAGAUCUGGUUCAGUUGACGUUGUUCCAAAACAAUAUUACUGGUCCCAUCCCUCCCUCUUUAGGUAAUUCGAGGAACCUUACAAUUUUGUAUCUCUAUGACAACCAAGUUUCUGGUUCAAUUCCCCCAGAAAUAGGGAAUCUUGUUAAUCUCAAUGAGCUUGACAUGUCCAGUAACCUUCUAACAGGUUCUAUCCCUUCCACUUUAGGCAACUUGUCAAAACUGACACUCCUCCAGCUCUUUGACAAUCAAAUUUCUGGUUCUAUUCCUCCACAGGUAGGGAAUCUGGUUAAUCUCAAAAAUCUUGACUUGUCCAUUAACCUUCUAACAGGUUCUAUCCCUAUCACUUUAGGAAAUCUGAUCAAGCUUUCCAUCUUGCACCUGGACCAAAAUCGAAUCUCUGGCUUCAUUCCUUCGGAAAUCGGGAAUCUUCAAGAUCUUCUUGAGUUGACGUUGUUCCUAAACAAUCUGACUGGUCCUAUCCCUCUUGCUUUGGGUAAUUUGUCCAUGCUCACAAUUUUGUAUUUAUCCAGAAAUCAGAUUUCAGGCACUAUUCCUGCAGAAUUAGGGAAUCUCAAGAAUUUGGUUGAGCUGACGUUGUACCAAAACAAUCUGGUUGGUCCGAUCCCCCCCGCUUUAGGUCAUUUGAGCAACCUUGCAUUUUUGUCUCUCCACACCAACCAAGUUUCUGGUUCAAUUCCACCAGAAAUAGGGAAUCUUGUUAAUCUAAAGGAUCUUGAGAUGUCCAGUAACCUUCUAACAGGUUCUCUCCCUUCCACUUUAGGAAACUUGACCAAGCUUACUUCCUUGGCCCUUGUUCACUGUCAAUUAUCUGGGUCCUUGCCUCAAGAAAUGACAAACAUGACAAAUCUUUCUAAACUCUACUUGGAUGGCAACAACCUCGCUGGCUAUUUACCUCAGUUAUGUCAUGAUGGAUCUCUUCAAGUCUUCACUGCAUUUGACAACCAUUUCACUGGGGAGAUCCCGAGAAGCUUCAGAAACUGCACUAGCUUAACAAGAGUGCAACUCAACAGAAACCGACUUGCUGCAAAUGUAUCGGAAGCCUUUGGUGUAUACCCGCAUCUCACGUUCAUGGAUGUCAGUGACAACAUGUUGUUUGGUGAACUCUCACCGAACUGGGGGGAAUGCAGAAACUUGACAAUGCUGCGACUCUCCGGGAACAGGAUCACCGGUAGAAUUCCUCCCGAGAUUGGGCAGCUGCUGCAGCUAAGAGUGCUUGGUCUUUCUUCGAACCAACUCACAGGCGAGAUUCCAAAGGAAUUUGAGGCACUGACUUCUUUGUUCAACUUGACUUUAAAUGAUAACAGGCUUUCUGGUCACGUACCCCAAGAGAUUGGAAAACUAUCCAAUUUGGAGGUUCUUGACUUGUCAAUGAAUGACCUAAGUGGUCCAAUACCACCUCAAUUAGGAGAUUGCUCCAAACUCCAGUAUUUGAAAUCGAGCGAAAAUUAUUUGAAUGGAAGCAUUCCUUUUCAGAUCAGUAACCUCGUGUACCUACAGGGCUUACUAGAUCUAAGUCAUAACUCCCUCAAUGGAGAGAUACCACCACAACUCGCAAAAUUGGUUCGUCUGGAAAAGUUAAACCUCUCCCACAACUUGCUGUCAGGCACCAUUCCUCCUCCUUUUGAAGGGAUGUUCAGCUUGCAAUCCAUUGAUUUUUCAUAUAAUGCUUUGGAAGGUCCUCUUCCCAACAGCAAAAGCUUUCAAAAGGCUCCUGCGGAGGCAUUUAUAAAUAAUAGAGGCUUGUGUGGUGAAGUGCAAGGUUUGCGACCUUGCAAUGCCUCUUCAAUAAGUCAUGGAAAUGCAAAGAAAGACCAUAGAGUUGUGAUCCUCAUUAUUCUUCCGCUCUCGGUGGCCUUGUUUCUUUUAUUUGCAAUCAUUGGCAUUUCUUCCAUUUAUUAUCAAAGAAGAAAUAUAGAGAAAGGAGUUCUUGAGAGCAGUAGUGGAAAUCCAUUUUCAAUAUGGAAUUAUGAUGGAAUUGUUGUGUUCAAAGAUAUCUUGGAGGCAACAGAGGGUUUUGAUGAUAAAUAUUACAUCGGAACUGGAGGGUAUGGGAAAGUUUACAAAGCAAAUCUACCAACGGGCCAGGUAGUAGCUGUGAAGAAACUUCACCCACUCGAAAGUGGGGUUCAAUCCAAUCAAAGAAGUUUUAAAAAUGAGAUACGAGCAUUAACUGAAAUCCGUCAUCACAACAUUGUGAAGCUUCAUGGCUUUUGUUCCCAUGCUCAAUGCUCGUUUCUAGUCUAUGAGUACAUGGAAAGGGGAAGCUUGGCAAGCAUCCUACGCAAUGACGAAGGAGCUGCACAGUUGGACUGGACUCUAAGAGUGAAGGUUAUUAAAGGUGUGGCCCAUGCUUUAUCUUAUAUGCACCAUGAUUGCAUACCGCCGAUUGUCCAUCGAGACCUAACAUGCAACAACGUUCUAUUGAAUUCAAAACUUGAGGCUAGUGUCUCUGAUUAUGGCACUGCCCGAUUGCUGAUACCUGAUUCGUCCAAUUGGACUACACUCGCAGGCACUUAUGGAUACAUUGCUCCAGAGCUUGCAUAUACAAUGAAGGUUACUGAAAAAUGCGACGUAUAUAGCUUUGGUGUUGUGGCACUUGAAGUGAUGAUGGGAAGGCAUCCUGGGGAGCUCAUCUCCUCUUUGUCAUCACCAAAUAGAGAUGAUAAACUACUAAAGGAUAUGUUGGACCAACGUCUCUCCAAUCCGAUGGCGGACAUUGCACAAGAAGUCAUAUUUGCGGUGUCCAUAGCACUUGCAUGUAUUCGGUCAGAUCCGGACUCUCGGCCAACCAUGCACCAUGUGGCUCAAGAGCUAUCUGUUGGUGGGCCUUCUUUCUCUCAAGAGCCAUUUGAUGCACUUACAUUUCAUCAACUGAUUGAUCUCAGGGUAUAAUUGGGUGUAUGAAAAUCAUUGAGCUUGUGGUAUUAUUGUAUAUGUCUAUUGUAUGAAAAUAAUAAAGCACACGUCUUUUUUUUAUUAUGAUAUGUACACAAUUCAGUGUGUGGAAUCAAUGUUUAUCUAGAAUGUAGAUUUCUUGGAUCCGUGAUAAAAAUCCAAAUGUAAAAAUAAAUGUAGGUUCAAAGAAUAAAGAUAUUUCUUGCA